UGAUCAUGUGGUUUUGAAUAGUGUACCCACUUUAUAGAAAAGAUGAAACCAUGGGUUAAAUCCCUCGUACUUUUACCAGUCUUCCUUGGCUACAUUUUCAUCGGGUCCUCUUUCUUCCUUAAGAUUGAGGGGCCACACCAAGUGACCGUGAGGGAUGAAUACUUCGACUUUCUGCGGCUGUUCGUUCAGAAUAACUCGGCUUGCGGGAUGUCUGUAGAUGACCUUAAAGCUAUACUUACUCACGUCAACGUGGCGAAAGCUGAGGGGCUGCUGCACCCCGAGACCAUUUUAAAUGAAGGGGUGUCCAACGUCUGGACCAUGCCGAAUUCCAUUGUGUUUGCUUCCACGAUUGUCACGACCAUUGGAUAUGGCCGGUUGGUUCCUAGAACAGUUGGUGGACAAGUCUUCUGCAUCAUUUACGCUAUAUUUGGAAUCCCCAUGUGUUACUUCAUGCUAUCCGUAGUCGGCGAUACCUUCCAGAGUCUCUGGCACCACUCUAAACGACUCUUCGAUAAAUCCCUCAUCUGCAUCCAAGCCAAGAAAUCACGUCUGGUGAUAGGUGGUCUGGUAACCUGUAUCGUUAUAUGGACGGUUACUAUUGCUCUGCCGUCUCUGGUGUUCGUGGCAACCGAACACUGGAACUUCGGUCAUGCCCUGUAUUUCAGUUUCAUCUCAAUGAGCACCAUCGGCUUCGGAGAUUUCACCUUUGGGAUCGAACAGAGUAAACCACUGACGACACAGCAAGACUGGAUCUACAAGCUGGGUAUACUGCUGUAUUUCUUGAUCGGUCUUAGUGUGAUAUCAAUUGUUUACAGAGGAGUAUGGCGGGCUCAACGGGCGCGAUUGAAGCGGGCUGGUGCGACAACCCGUCGGUUCUUGCAGAGGGGCGGACGGUAUGGAAGCUACUCCCUCGGUGCACAUCCCGAGGUGUCCUCUUCGGUGGGUAGCGGUGUCCAGCUCAAAACAAGCAACGACUUGGCUGUGAUUCAUGAGAACUCGGAAGAAGAGGAUCAUAUGAACGCCGCAAUGGCCAUGGAUGCAAUGGAGACGAACCGACGUCGCUCCUCUGUCUUCACAAUGUCUUACACACAAGUCAUGGGUUUAAACCUGGCUAACUAUGACUCGGGCCAUUGGUCGAACAAUGACUCGCUCAUAGAGGAAGAGACCAAUGCAACUGUAAGCGAGCAUGAAUUCUAAAUCAGGAAAAAAAAACUAAACUUGAACUGGAAAUUUCACUGUAAUUGAAGGGUGCCGUGGCAUGGCCGGUGGGUUUUUUUUUAGAGCGUCGAGUUCUGAUGGUUAAUUCAUGGGAGUGUGGGUUCGAAUCCCGGCCAUGACACCUGUGUCAUUGAGCAAGAUCUUUUACAGUUAGAAUAACUGCUGCUCUUUACCCAUGGGCUUAAAUGGGUACCUGCGAGGGUAGAGGUUAAUAUUGUGAAGGAAAAAGCCUUGGAAUUGGAGCGCCAUGGCAGCUCAGGGCUGUAUACUCCCAAGCAGGGAGCUGAGAAACAACUAAAGGAAUGUUAUUGGCCCAGUGAGAAGGGCAGUAGAGGUAAAGUCCAUUCAGACUUUAUUGUUAAAGUUGCUAAUAUUAGAACAAGUGAUUAUUAUUAUGCCAUAAAAGCUGACUGAAGCUGUUGGUUUUUCAAUGUCAUUAUGUUAAUCUUAAGAACUGAGAAGUCUCCCGAACAACCGAUACAUCUAUACUCCGCGAUACUAAAAUAAAGCAAGACAGUUCUCUAAGACCAAACUCUACCUGACAAGUAGAUACACACAUGGUGUUACCGCAAAC
This is a messenger RNA of Asterias rubens (European starfish), 1792 nucleotides long. Its product is annotated as potassium channel subfamily K member 16-like. Lineage: Eukaryota; Metazoa; Echinodermata; Asteroidea; Forcipulatida; Asteriidae. The coding region runs from base 43 to 1197 and encodes 384 amino acids. Gene Ontology annotation, biological process: potassium ion transmembrane transport; stabilization of membrane potential. Gene Ontology annotation, cellular component: membrane. The transcript has 2 exons. Gene Ontology annotation, molecular function: potassium ion leak channel activity. The record is from RefSeq and is a predicted model, not a curated record.